AUGUCGAUUCAGCAGCGCCUUUUGGUUGUGGGUGGCAACGGAUUUGUAGGCUCCGCCGUAUGCAAGCAGGCCCUCUCUCGUGGAUGGGAAGUGAUCAGCAUUAGUGGCAGUGGUCGUCCGUUUCGCACACCCCGUGGUCAUGCACCGACCUGGACGACCUCCGACAAAAUGCAGUGGCAUAAAGCUGAUGCCUUCGACAAAGAUGCGUAUCGUGAAUUGGCCGCAUCUUGCACAGCCGCUGUGCACACAGUGGGUAUUCUAAUGGAAUCAAACUACAAGGGUCAAGAAGGUUCUUCUAUGGGUGCAAUAAGGGGUCUACUGAAGGGCUGGGGUCUUGCAUCUUCCAACCCCUUGGCCUCUAAUGGUCAGAAAGAUAUCACAUAUGAGCGCAUGAAUCGAGAUGCAGCUAUCUCUGUGGCCGAAACUUUCAAGGAAGCGCAUGCAUCCACAGAGAGCGACAAUCCCCUUCCAUUUGUUGUCAUGUCAGCUGCGGAUAUCAUGCGCCCUCUUAUUUCGGCACGCUACACCAGCACCAAAUAUGAAGCAGAGCAAUAUAUUGAGGAACAUGCCGGCCACAUAUUACGCCCCGUGUUCAUGCGACCGGGUCUCAUGUACCAUCCCCACAAUCGCCCUUGGUCGACCAUUCCAGCCACUAUGAUCGACCUAUCGUACAACCUGCACAAGAUGCAUCGACGCUGGAAGGUACCCAUUCCCUCUCCUGCGGAUGUUCUUCGCAGUUCUCUUAUCCCUGCAGCGUUCCACCCUCUCUCUGGUGCGCUGACUACGCCUGCUUUGCACGUUGAUACUGUUGCCAUGGCUAUAUGCGAAGCUAUCAGUCGCCCUGAAGUUCGUGGCGCUCAGCUGUCCGAAUCCAUCCGUCAACUCGCUGGAUGGCCAGCUGAGACCGAUGCCGCGUAA
Molecule: messenger RNA, 918 nt
Organism: Malassezia restricta
Lineage: Eukaryota; Fungi; Basidiomycota; Malasseziomycetes; Malasseziales; Malasseziaceae
Product: NAD dependent epimerase dehydratase family protein
Exons: 1
Coding region: 1-918 (305 amino acids)
Cellular component (GO): mitochondrion
Molecular function (GO): protein-containing complex binding
Source: RefSeq, a predicted model, not a curated record